Messenger RNA from Plasmodium malariae, 828 nucleotides. RefSeq names its product fam-l protein. The coding region runs from base 1 to 828 and encodes 275 amino acids. The record is from RefSeq and is a predicted model, not a curated record. NCBI's taxonomy places the organism in Eukaryota, Apicomplexa, Aconoidasida, Haemosporida, Plasmodiidae. The transcript has 2 exons.
AUGAUGGAACAAAAAAUUGUGUUGUUAUUUAUUAAAAUUUCAGCGUUUACACUUUUGCCUUGUAUAUAUCACUUUUAUAAUGGCAUGAACUCUUUAAAUAAAAAUUUGGUUGAAAAAUGGAAUCUUCGUAGAAAAUUUAAUUCAAGAACUUAUAGAAUAUUAGCAAAUUAUAAACAUCAUAAAUAUUCAAGUAAUGCAAAACUUAAAGAAGUUAUGCAAUUUAAUGAAGCGAAAAAAGAAAAAAAUAUAUAUAAUAAUAAAGAAGGAACAAAUGAAAAACACAAACUAUCUUGUAGAAGUUCAUUAUACAUUGAGCAAUGCGGUGAAAAUGUUAAGAAAAGUAAAUGUGUUAAAUCUAAAACAAGUAAAUGUUUCGAUUUUGAAAAAAAAAUAUUUAAAAAACUUGAUUAUGAAGAUUACGUUAAAAAUAUUAUAACUAUUGAUUAUAAGAAAUAUAAAAAACUAGCACGUAAAAAACGCAGAGUACGUAUUGCUUUACUUUUGUUAUUUAUCUUGAUAUUGAUACUACCCUUAUUAGAUCUUUCAUUAGAGAAUUUAGUAGAUGGUGGGUUGUUAGGCUUAUUACACUUGUUAUCCCCAACUUUAGGCGAAAAAAAUGCCCUGACUGGGGUAGAUGGACAGUUGGUUACACUGUUAAGCAGUGGUCAGUGGGGCUAUUUAGAAAAAAUAUGUGCAUCAACUAUUUUCAUUUAUGGCGUACCUUUCCUUAUAUUUGUUGUUAUAUUUAUAUUUGGGAUGGUUUAUUACUAUAAAAAAGUUAUAAAAUAUGAAAAUAUUAAGUUCAAAAAAAGAUUAAAUAAGAGGUAA